GCUGGCGGCUGGGCUCUGUAAGAUGGCAGUGAGCACGAAAACAUACUGAUGUGAUAAAUAUUACAUUGGCUUUGGUGAGGGUCCCUACAGCUUUAACACACGCAGAAUAUGCAGGAGGUGGGAGAGGCUAGGCGCGUCCCCGCUGGCCUCGGGAGCGCGCUCUGACUGCAGCUUGCUGCCAGCCAAAAGACCGAGACUAGGCGGCCGCCGUCACAGCAGCAACAGAUGCAGGAAGACCUUCUCCGCCGGCGUCCGUACUUCGCAACUCAGCAUCUAGUUGGGGGUCCGAGUCCCCGGGGAAUCUGGGCCUCAUCGCUCCCCAACAGCAGUGAGAGCUCGGGGACCUGAAGCGAAACAGGAGACACGAUGGCGGCGUCUUUGCGGGGCCUGUGGCUGGUGUGGGCGCUGCUGGGGGCCGCCCACGGCUGCACCGAACCCUGCGCUUGCGUGGACAAGUACGCGCACCAGUUCGCCGACUGCGCGUACAAAGACCUGCAGGAGGUGCCGUCAGGGCUCCCUGCCAACGUGACCACGCUUAGCUUGUCUGCCAACAAGAUCACCUCCUUGCGUCAGGGAGCCUUCGCCGAAGUCACGCAGGUCACGUCUCUGUGGCUGUCCCACAACGAGAUUAGCGCCAUCGAGCCAGGGGCCCUAGCGGUUCUGGUCCAGCUCAAGAACCUGGACAUCAGCCACAACCAGAUCGUUGACUUCCCCUGGGCUGACCUGCGCAACUUGAGCGCCCUGCAGCUGCUCAAGAUGAACAAUAACCGCAUGGCGGCGCUGCCGGCCGACGCCUUCCGCAACCUGCGCGACCUGCGCUCUCUGCGCAUCAACAACAAUCACUUCAGCUUCAUAGCCGAGGGCACCUUCGACGCGCUCACCUCGCUGUCGCACCUGCAGAUUUAUAACAACCCCUUCGACUGCACGUGCCGCCUUCUGUGGCUCAAGGCGUGGGCGGAGAACACUCUCAUCUCCAUCCCCGAGCGGGAGUCCAUCACGUGUGCCUCUCCCCCAAACCUCAAAGGCAUCGCCCUGGGUAGCCUCCCGGCGCUGCAGUGCGCGCCGCCCACAGUGCGCCUUAGUUAUCAGCCCAACGUAGACGGAGCAGAGCUCCAGGAUGGCCUGGCCCUGGCCCUGCACUGCAUCGCCACCGGCCACCCCAUGCCGCUGAUCCAGUGGAGGAUCGAGACGGUUGGCGGCGCGCUGCUCAUCGAGCAACCCAACGCCAGCGAGGCCGGGGAGGAGAUACCCCCGCGCUCUCCACAGCGCUUCCUAGCCUUCGCCAAUGGCACCUUGCUUAUCCCGCACCUGAGCAAAAAGGAAGAGGGCACCUACACAUGCCGGGCAGACAACGAGCUGGGCAGUAAUGAGACGUCGGUGAGCGUGGCGGUGGCCGGACCGCAGAAACACCCCCCGGCUUCGCCCAGAGGUGAGCUCCCGGGCCUGGGCAGCAAAGGCUCAGGAGGAGAUCGCAAAGCGUCUGGCAAGGGAUAUGGCAAUAGCGUCCUGACCUCCAAGGGCGAGGAGAGGACCAAAGGCCGGGGUCCCUGGGGAGGGCAGGGCAGGGCGUCAGCUGCACGGACCCCCGAGGUCCUGGAGGAUGUCGAGGUGGAGGCGGAGGCAGAAGAAGACCCCUUUCGGCCACCGCCAUUUGAGCGGCGCUGUGGCCAGGGGGACCCUACAAUGUACGUGUCCAACCACGCCUUUAACCAGAGCGCGGACCUUAAGCCCCAUGCCUUCGACCUGGGAGUGAUCGCACUUGACGUGUCCGAGCGAGAGGCCAAAGUACAGCUGACUCCGUUCGCGGUCAGGCCAGAGAAGAGGCACCUGCGAAUGCUCUACCUGUGCGCUGAGGGCGGCCACGCAGUAGUGCAGUGGUCCCGGAUUGAGGAGGGCGUCAAUUCCUACUGGUUCCAAGGCCUGAGCCCGGGCACCAACUACUCGGUGUGCCUCACUUACGUGGGCGAGGCGUGCCAGGUGCAGGUCGUGUUCACCACCAAGAAAGAAGUGCCCUCCCUAGUCAUCAUAGUGGUGGUCAGUGUCUUCCUUCUGGCGCUGGCCACUGUGCCUCUGCUGGGGGCCACGUGUUGCCAUCUUCUCUCCAAGUACCAGGGCAAGACCUACAGGCUCAUCAUGAAGGCGCAGAACCCUGACCAGAUGGAGAAGCACAUCGCUGCCGACUUCGACCCCCGCGCUUCCUACUUGGAGUCUGAGAAGAAUUACAGUCCCACAGACUCUGGUCCCGGGGUGGGAGAGGGGACUGGACCUGGGAGCAGGGCUAGGACAAGAGUAGGGGAGGAGGAAGAGGAUGAUCAGGAGGAGGAAGAGGUGGGUGGAGGAUUGGAGAGGGACGAGAGCCUAGUGGCCGGCUCCCUUCCGGAGUCCCAGUCCAAGGCCAACCAGGAGGAGUUUGAGGCAAGUUCGGAGUACAGCGACCGGUUGCCACUGGGGGCUGAGGCGGUUGAUAUCGCCCAGGAAAUUAAUGGAAACUAUAGGCAGACAGAACGUUGACUUUCCUCUCCCCUCCUCCCCCUCCUUUCCACCUCCUCAAUUCCUGCCUGACCCCCAACCUUGGACAUUGGGAAACAAAAGAAAACGGGGUGGGGGGAGGGAUAAGACACGCUCUAAAGCAUUUCACCUUAACAGUGUAAAUAAGGUUGCCCGGGGGUACUGACCUAAAAUUCUCGGCAUGCAGUCGGAUAGCGGGGAAUAGAGUUCGUCCGCCCUUUCCACUCAGAUGGCUCCUCCGCCCAGUCCCGGGAGGCUCAGCCUCCCACACCCGGGAGCCUUUCUGAUUGAACCAUCCUUCCCCAUCUCAUUUCUAGCUGCUUUCCUUUUAAAGCAGGUGCACUUACUCCCUAAAGACCGGGCCCCAAAGCCCUUUUGAAAUUUUAAAACAAAAAGAAAAAAAUAUAUAUCCCUUUCCUUCCUUCCAUGGCUUUGAAGGGAACAAAAUCUAAGUUCCGUGUUCUCCUCCUUCCAUCUCCACCUCAACCAUUUGCAACAGAAAGAAACGAACGGGGGGUUGCAGACUGGGACAAGUUACAACUCACCACUCCUUUUGAUUUUAAGAUUUGUAUUACUUUUUAAAAGGAAAAUCAUGACGCUGUUGGAUCUGGUGCUAACACCCCGCUUCCCAGCCUGAUGGGAAAUAAGGGUCUUUCAUUCAUUCAUUUCAUUCAUUCACCUGUGUUCCCCUCUCAAUUUUCCCCCCAUCCUUGCCUCCCCCACUCUCUCUUUCUCCCUUCUUUCCCUUAAAACCGGGAGUCUAUCCGAUCACGCCCAACUGUCCAGGAAUGUGUGAGUUAGCUCCCAUUGUGUAUUUCGUUGUAACUGUCUUUGAGUUUCAGGAGGUUUCCGCGCUGGACAGGUCCAGUACCUGCUGUACUCACGCGCCCCCACUGGGGAGAUAACUCAAAAGGUCCCCCCGAGCAAGGGCUGUUUGGGAACAGUGAAAAGAGUGAGUUUAGAAAGAGCCCCCAGAAUACCCCCUCCCCACUCGAUUCCUCUCACCUGGGAAUCAACUAGAUGUGAAACAGAGUUGGGUCUGCCACACUGAGCCCGCGACUCGGAAGGUGUGUGUCUUUGUUUGUAUUUGUGGCUUGGACUAAUCUUCAACCGCGAGUGCUUUAAAUUUGUUUGGCACAAAAUAUCUGUAUAUAGAAAUGGAUGAAGGACGGAGAAAAGAAUCUCUGUUCUUUUGUGGAUCUCGGCGUCCCGCCCCACCCUUCCUCCCUAUCCCUCCAAAUAGAUAUGAUAUUCCCUACUGAGAACUGUAUUAGAGAAAUGUGUAUUCCUAGGCUAGAGUGAUUUCUAGAAACAAAAGUAUGUGGUCCUGUUCAUUGUAAACCUGUAGUCUUAGCAGGGGCUGGGAAGGGGGGAGGGGAGGAGGCGAAGAAGAAGGUUCAGCCGCAGAGACUACCCGGGUCUAGCUCAGCCUUGCCAGUCCUCAGUCCCGAAAGCGCUCGAGGGUCUUGCUUUCCUUUCUUUCUUAAGAGAAAGAACUGUAUAUAUUAAGGUUUGGUGGGAUGUGGGGGAGGGGGUUAUAUUGUUGUAUUUGUUUGUUUUGAGAGAGGCUAUUUUUCUCUGGCCUUGAGACAAAUUUCAACUACCACCCGCAUUGCCCAGCUCAGCCAGCACAAGCUCUUCGUCUAGGGGUCGUCCCCGGAAGGACCGAAGAGUACAACCAACCCUCCCUCCCUCUCUAUCGAACCAUCAAAUCAGUGACCUUUCCUAAAGCGCUUCUGUGUGUAGAGUCAAUAAAAGAAAUGGAU
Molecule: messenger RNA, 4274 nt
Organism: Phascolarctos cinereus (koala)
Lineage: Eukaryota; Metazoa; Chordata; Mammalia; Diprotodontia; Phascolarctidae
Product: immunoglobulin superfamily containing leucine-rich repeat protein 2-like
Molecular function (GO): protein binding
Source: RefSeq, a predicted model, not a curated record